UGGCAGCCAUCUAAGCACCUGGGAGAGGUUAAGGACAAACAGUAGAAAACCCCCUGGCUGAUUCAAGCAGAUUAAAAUCCGGGGCAGUAUUUUCCACGUUCCAAAGACAGCACAACAAGGGACAGAUCCAGUUUCCUUUUGAACUGCUGAACACGACACGAGUCACAUGCCUGCUUCCACAGGAACCUCCUGAUGACCGACAGGUGUAAUCGGUGCCAUUAUUUUGUAUCUUGCUGGGAACUGCUAUUGCCAUUGUAGGAUUGUUUCAUCAUGGCCGAUGAUGCAGAUAUGCGCAAUGAACUGGAGAACAUGCAACAGCGUGCUGAUCAGGUGGCUGACGAGUCACUGGAAAGCACCCGACGCAUGCUUCAGCUUGUUGAAGAGAGUAAGGAUGCUGGAAUCAGGACUUUGGUUAUGUUGGAUGAACAAGGAGAACAACUGGAACGCAUCGAGGAAGGAAUGGACCAAAUCAAUAAGGACAUGAAAGAAGCAGAAAAGAAUUUGACAGAUCUAGGAAAAUUCUGUGGUCUUUGUGCCUGUCCAUGUAACAAACUCAAGUCAAGUGAUGCCUAUAAAAAGGCCUGGGGGAAUAACCAAGAUGGGGUGGUUGCCAGUCAGCCUGCUCGUGUGAUGGAUGAGCGUGAACAGAUGGCUAUCAGCGGGGGAUUUAUUCGCAGGGUGACAAAUGAUGCUCGGGAAAAUGAAAUGGAUGACAAUUUAGAGCAAGUUGGUGGUAUCAUUGGCAAUCUUCGCCACAUGGCACUUGAUAUGGGCAAUGAGAUUGAUACACAGAAUCGCCAAAUUGACAGGAUUAUGGAGAAGGCUGAAUCCAAUAAAACCAGGAUUGACGAAGCCAACCAGCGUGCAACAAAAAUGCUGGGAAGUGGCUAAGUUCUGCUGGAAAGUGCAUCGCUCCCAGGCACUGUUGAGAAAGCAGCAUACAACUUGAUUUUAUUGUGGUAUUUACUGAUUAGGUUUGCACACGUGCACAUAUCAGACCCAGUGUAAAAGUUGCCCUGUGUAGCUUGUCAUAUUUUUCACCAGACUACAUGCAAUUAUUUAUUUCUUGAAAAACCUCGUUCCAAAGGAUGUAUAUACAGCUAGAUUCAUGGCUUUAACUCCCUAGUGACCUUUACAAACUAUUUUAUGAUUUUUUUAAAAUCAAAAUUGCUUGGUAAGAUAGGAAUGUUAGAAAGGCUAUUUUUUAAAAAGAAAUGGCAGAAUGUACAGUAUUGUCCUUUAAAAUGGUGUCAUUACACAAAGCUUCUGCCAUGUUCCUAGGGUAUUGUGAUGGUAAAAACACGUAGAUAAAACAAUGUUGUCUUAUGUUUAUUUCACAGAACCAUUCUAAGUUAACGUCAAGGAACUGUGGUGUAUGUAACUGUAAUCGUCCUUGCACUGAGGUGAUGAUAUAUAUGCAUGAAAUUAACUUUAAGCCCUUCUGCUAAAUGAUCUUCACAUGGCAGUAGUGACUUGGCAAAGCAUGCUCAGUAUUGGGACACAGUUGAUACCUGGUUAUAUCUACAAGUCUACAGUAGUGCCAUGUUUUAUGUUCUAAUGACAAAACUCUGAACAUGGUGUAAAAUAAGGAUAAAGCAUUUACUAAAUGAACAAUUUCUGUAAUGAAUAUACAGUUGGCUCUUCAUGGGUAAAUGUCAACUUAAUGCUGAAGCAAAACAAACUGGGAGUGGUUAGAUAUAUCCACAAGCGUUAGAUACUGCUAACUGUGAAUAUACCUGGUGGGGAAAGACUGCACUAACACAGAAAAAUAGUUGUGUAAAUAGGUCUGAAUAUUUAUGAAAGAUAUGAAGUAGUUUUUAUAAAGAAAUUGUAUUUUGUUUGUUAUUAACCUGUGUGUUUUGUAAAGUUUUUUGUCGCUUAUGUAGUAGAGCUAUGCACAGCAAAUGCCUGGACUGUGUAGUAAUGAAAAGAAUAAAAAAUAAGUAGUAAAGUUGUUCUGAAAAAUGUCAUUGUAGCAUGGAACACUAAAUUCCUGCCUUUUGUCAGACUGUGAAGUGGUUAAUGUUUUGUAGUUAGUUAUAAUAAUUAAAAAUUACAAA
This is a messenger RNA of Hypanus sabinus (Atlantic stingray), 2060 nucleotides long. RefSeq names its product synaptosomal-associated protein 25. Gene Ontology annotation, molecular function: syntaxin-1 binding; voltage-gated potassium channel activity; SNAP receptor activity. Gene Ontology annotation, cellular component: synaptobrevin 2-SNAP-25-syntaxin-1a-complexin I complex; plasma membrane. NCBI's taxonomy places the organism in Eukaryota, Metazoa, Chordata, Chondrichthyes, Myliobatiformes, Dasyatidae. The transcript has 8 exons. Gene Ontology annotation, biological process: synaptic vesicle fusion to presynaptic active zone membrane; exocytosis; synaptic vesicle priming. The coding region runs from base 271 to 891 and encodes 206 amino acids. The record is from RefSeq and is a predicted model, not a curated record.